GUUCAUCUCUGACUCCUUUUGCAUGAAAUGCCAGCCAGACGAACCAGCCAGGGAACGGAUGCCAGUGUCAAUCAGCACGCGUUUCGCCUGCCGGCGACCGUCAGUGCAUCCGGCGACGCUGGAGGGCAGUGCUUACUGACCCACUCCCUUCGUACAUGUUUCGACUCAGAUUCCUAUAUCUGGACUGCUCCUUCACCAUGGCUACCUUUGCCCUCCGGAUGUGUGUCUGUGUCGGUGUUCCCAGAGUCAGUUGUUUGGCUGUACAUCAUGUUAUGUCGUUCGUUUUAUGUCAUUUUCCUUCUCUCUUUUGGUGCGGCUUCAAUAUCCGCUGCGAAUCAGAACUACAUAGGCAACGCAGAAGCAGCUUUCAAAGUCCUCCAAAACUGGUAUAAUACCAACACCGGCAUCUGGAACACUACCGGCUGGUGGAACAGUGCCAACUGCCUGACUGUAAUUGGAGACCUCGCUGCUGUCGAUCCAUCGGUCAAGACACAAGUCAGCGCUGUGUAUGCCAACAGCAUAGUCGCCGCCCCAAACCUUAACCUAGGCGUUACCAAAAUCGUCACUUCAGACUUCAACAUUGAAACCUUCUAUACCAAUUCUCCGCCGGGCGUUGUCAAGAGACAGGUGAACCCAAAGGGAUUCCUCAACGACUUCUAUGAUGAUGAAGGCUGGUGGGCGUUGGGAUGGAUCCAAGCAUACGACAUCACGGGAACGGCAGAGUACCUCAACACGGCAAUCGACAUCUUCACUGACAUGAAAAACGGCAGCUCCACGCCUUGCAAAGGCGGUAUCUGGUGGGACAAAACGGAAACCUAUGUAAAUGCCAUCGCCAACGAACUUUACCUCUCCGUCGCAGCCCACCUCGCCAACCGUGUGGUCCAAAACAAACAGUUCUACCUCUCAAUUGCUCAAGAUCAGUGGACCUGGUUCCAGCAGAGCGGAAUGAUCAACUCCAAAUCACUUAUCAAUGACGGCCUUACUGGAGCGUGCAAAAACAACAACGGGACAGUCUGGUCUUACAACCAAGGCGUGGUCCUCGGUGGGCUGGUAGAACUCAAUAAAGCGUCACCGAACGCCACUUACAUCUCUUCCGCCAAGUCCAUCGCAACAGCAGCAAUCGAAGCACUCUCUGAUUCCAACGGCGUAUUGCACGAUCCAUGCGAGCCAAACUGCGGCGCCGAUGGCUCGCAAUUCAAGGGCAUCUUCAUGCGCAACCUUCAAAUCCUUCAGGCCGCAAGCCCAGACAAUUCUUACCUCAGCUUCAUUGCUACGAAUGCAGUUAGUAUCUGGGCAAAGGAUAGGAAUACGCAGAACCAACUGAGUGUAGGCUGGGCGGGCCCAUUUGUGAAUCCCGCGAACGCAAGUACCCAAAGCAGCGCUUUGGAUGCGCUGGUUGCAGCUGUGGCGUUCCAGGGCCAGCUUGGGAAUGGGAUUGCGAGUCGACAUCGUCGAUAGCAAUUAUGACAUUCGAUUUAGUCUGUGACCUUUAAUGUGCAUUUGUAGAGUUUUAGAAUAAUGGGCAACAGAUUUUGGAUACUGUUUGCAGUUUGAGUUGUGAUUGAAAGUGGAACUUAAGGCUCGUCCCGUUUCUUGGCUGUCUGAUGCGCGGUCCGUCGUUGAGCGGGCAAGGUUUGAUCCUGGAUAAAUGGCCGAGAGUUGGAGGGGUCAUGCUGUGAGGGGCGACUAUGUCGGCUCCAGUGACUUGGUGCCGGUAACCUCACCGCCAAUGAAACAUCAUGCUUGCAAGGUCCGUCUUUUGAAUCAUCCCAACAUUGGGUCACGGUUUCAAGUCAUUCCUGCUGUCAUAUAAUGGAGCUGCCUCGCAUGUCUACCAGUUGCCCAAUCUUCAUUUCCAAAA
Molecule: messenger RNA, 1861 nt
Organism: Hyaloscypha bicolor E
Lineage: Eukaryota; Fungi; Ascomycota; Leotiomycetes; Helotiales; Hyaloscyphaceae
Product: glycoside hydrolase family 76 protein
Exons: 1
Coding region: 28-1458 (476 amino acids)
Biological process (GO): carbohydrate metabolic process
Source: RefSeq, a predicted model, not a curated record